AUGGGUGGGUAUGGGUCGGCUGCGGGUACUGAGGAGGGGGUGAAGGAGGAGAAGGAGGAGGAGGAUGGCUAUCUGGCAAGUGGAAGAGAGGAAGAGGAGAAUGAUGAGGGCUGUGGGGCCCGUGUUUGGGUCAAAGAGAAGGAGCAGCUGGUUCCCGGCACAGUCAACUCCUGUGGAGAUGGAACCCUUAUCAUUACAACCGACUAUGGAGAGGUGUUGUACUUGCAGCAGGCCGAGGUUACCAGGGAGCGGGUCUACGCGAUGCACCAGUCCAGCAUCGACGGGGUGGAGGACAUGUCGGCACUGGCUGAGCUGCAUGAGGCCGCCAUCAUGCACAACCUGUACCAGCGCUACCAGAAGGAUAACAUCUAUACUAAUAUUGGCAGCAUCCUGGCAGCCGUCAACCCCUACAAGCAGAUCCCAGGUCUGUAUGACACAGAGAGGGUGGAUCUGUACUCCAAGCACCAUCUAGGGGAGCUCCCUCCGCACAUCUUUGCCGUGGCCAAUGAAUGCUACCGCUGCAUCUGGAAACGCCACGACAGCCAAUGUGUCCUCAUCAGUGGUGAAUCAGGGGCAGGAAAGACGGAGAGCACUAAAUUGUUGCUUCAGUUCUUGUCCAUGAUGAGCCAGAAAUCAGCCGGGACUCCUCCAUCAGAGAAAAGUACACGAGUGGAGCAGGCCAUCGUACAGAGCAGUCCGAUCAUGGAAGCGUUUGGUAAUGCUAAAACUGUUUACAACAACAACUCCAGUCGCUUUGGGAAAUUCAUCCAACUUCACUUCUCUGAGGGCGGCAACAUCCAGGGAGGCUGCGUCUUUGACUAUUUACUGGAAAAGAACCGAGUGGUGCGACAAAACCCUGGAGAACGAAACUACCACAUCUUCUACGCUCUACUGGCGGGAACUAACAAGGAGAAUAAAAGCCUCUACUUCCUGGAGGAAUCGCCUGAAGCUUUCCACUAUCUCAGCCAAUCAGGAUGUCUGAAGGACAAGAGCCUGAAUGACAAAGAACUGUUUAACAGUGUUAUGGAGGCACUGAAGGUGUUAGAGUUCACAGAGGAGGAGAUCAGAGACAUGUUUAAGCUGCUGUCAGGAGUCUUACAGCUGGGAAACAUCGAGUUCAUGACUGCAGGAGGAGCCCAGAUCACCACCAAGCAAGUGGUCACUAAUGCCAGUGAACUGUUGGGCCUGGACGCCUUCCAGCUGUCUGAAGUACUGACUCAGCGCUCCAUAAUCCUCAGAGGAGAGGAAAUCUGCUCCCCACUCACUAUAGAGCAGGCCGUGGAUUCCCGGGACUCUGUUGCCAUGGCAUUAUAUUCCCAGUGUUUCUCCUGGAUCAUCCUCAAGAUCAAUCAGAAGAUCAAAGGGAAGGAAAACUUUAAAUCCAUCGGCAUCCUUGACAUCUUUGGCUUUGAGAACUUUGAGGUAAAUCGAUUCGAGCAGUUUAAUAUCAACUAUGCCAACGAGAAACUUCAGGAGUACUUCAACAAGCAUAUCUUCUCCCUGGAGCAGCUUGAGUACAACAGGGAAGGUGUCCAGUGGGACGCCAUAGACUGGAUGGACAACGCCGAGUGUCUUGACCUUAUAGAGAAGAAACUGGGCUUGUUGGCACUAGUGAAUGAAGAGAGUCGGUUCCCCAAAGGAACUGACUUCACACUGUUGGAAAAGUUGCACAGCAGACACUCUACAAACCCUUAUUAUGUAAAGCCAAGACUUGCUGACCAUCAGUUUGGCAUCAAACAUUAUGCCGGGGAGGUCCUGUAUGAUGUUAGGGGGAUCUUGGAGAAGAACAGAGACACCUUCAGAGACGACAUCCUAAACAUGCUCAAGGACAGCAGACUGGACUUCAUCUAUGACUUGUUUGAGAAAGUUGGCAGCAGGAACAAUGAGGAGAAGAUGGGCACAGCCAGACGCAAACCUACCGUGAGCUCCCAGUUCAGGGACUCCCUCCAUGCUCUCAUGGCCACUCUGAGUGUAUCCAACCCUUUCUUUAUUCGCUGUAUUAAGCCCAACAUGCAAAAGAAUCCAAGUGUGUUUGACCCAGAGGUCGUCCUGAACCAGCUGAGGUAUUCUGGGAUGUUAGAGACCGUGAAGAUUCGUCGGGCCGGGUUCCCUGUCCGCAGAACCUUCAAAGAUUUCUUCUCUCGGUAUAAGAUCAUUCUGAAAGAGAAAGGGCCAGCAGCAGCAGAUGAUAAGAAGAGAAGUACAGACUUUCUAAUAAAAUAUGACAAGACCAAGAAAGAGUGGCAGCUGGGCAAGACCAAGGUGUUUUUGAAAGAGUCUCUAGAGCAGCGUUUAGAGAAAGACAGGGAUGAAGUCCGACGCCAAGCUGCCAUGAUAAUUCGAGCCCACCUACUCACUUUCUCUGCCAAGAAGCACUUCCAGCGCAUACGAGCCAGUGUCAUCACCCUCCAGAAACACUUCAGAAAGCACAUCCAACGCAGACGAUUCGUGAAGCAAUGUAAGGCAACGCUGGUGCUGCAGAGACACAGGCGAGGUCAGGUGGCCCGUGCUCGAGUUCGAAAACUCAGAGAAGAAAAGAAGAAAAAGGAAGAAGAACAAAAGAAGAAAGAGGAGGAUGAGAAGAAGCCAUUGGCCGAAGGGGAGCAGGAGGAAGUGAAUGAAGGAGCAGAGAAAAAGCCUAAAUCGCCAGAGGAAACAGCUUCUUCUUCUGAUGAGGCCCGGCAGAUGGAGGAGAUCCUGCAGUUGGAGCGUGAGAUCGAGCGCUUGCAGAAGAAGAGAGAGGACGAGGUGUCCCAGCUGUGUGAGUCCUCCAAACAGGAGCUGCAGCUGCGACGGGAUGCCGAGCUCAAGCGGAUGAAGAAAGAGGCGUCCCGCAAGGCCACAGAGCUCAUCGACCUUCUGAACUUCGGAGGCGUGGAUCCUUCACUGGGAGCAGAAGCAGCCAAACCUGCUCCAGAGGUGAAAGCUCCGAAACCUGCGAGUGCCACCAGGGGCGCGUCCAAAGAAGAGGAGGUGGACGAAGGGUUUCAUGCGGAGGAGGAGUGCAUCCCUCUCCCUGACUUCCCUCCUCCUGCUGAGACAGAUGCUCCUUUGGAUCAGGAGAUAUUUGCUCACCUCCCUCCCCCCCCGCCUGCUUUUGCAGAGGGGACAGUGCCUCCUGCACCACCUCCUCUACCCACAGAUGGUGUUCCCGGAAUUCCUCCUCCUCCUCCUUUACCUCCACCUGGAGAUGGCUCCGCUGUCCCCCCACCUCCUCCACCACCACCCCCAGGAGAAGGGGAAAAGAAAGAAGGAGCAAAGACGGAACCGGAAAGGAAGGUGAGCAUGGUGGAGAGCCUGGUGGACGGGGAGGAGCCGAUCUACAGCAUGCCGGCCGAUACCGAGUCGGAUUACGACCAGGAGGAGGAGGAGGGGUCUGUCAAUGCCGGAGAUGACAGCUCUGUAUCGGGGAGCAACCGUGGGAGCGCCACUGUGGCGGAUGAUGAGCAUCCAAGAAAGUCAACCUGCACCAAUGCCAGCAUCGAGUCCUACAGAGGCAGCUCUGACUCUUAUGCAGACAGUGACGAUGAACAUGACGGCAUGAUGGACACUGAUGAAGAAGUGACUAAUGGCAGAGUGACUUUGCUUAAUGGAAAUGGACCGCCAUAUUUCCACGGCUACCUCUACAUGAAGGCUGGUCUGAUGAUCCCGUGGAGGAGGCGCUGGUGUGUGUUGAAGGAUGAAACCUUCAUGUGGUUCCGGUCCAAACAAGAGUCUCUCAAGUCGGGCUGGCUCUACAAGAAGGGAGGAGGCCUCUCUACUCUCUCACGGAGGUUAAACUGGAAGAUGCGCUGGUUUGUACUGAGGGACAGCAAGCUGAUGUACUACGACAACGACAGUGAGGAGAAGCUGAAGGGAACCAUCGACAUCCGAGCUGCCAAGGAGAUUGUGGAUAAUCAUGAAAAGGAGAACGCUCUGAACAUUGUGACGGAUGAGAGGACCUAUCAAGUGUUCGCUGAGUCACCAGAGGAUGCAAGUGGAUGGUUUAAUGUGCUCAGUAAGGUUCGCGUGUGCACUCCUGAGCAGCUGCUGGAGAUGUCACACGAACAGGCCAACCCAAAGAACGCUGUGGGAACUCUUGAUGUGGGGCUGAUCGACUCUGUUUGUGCUUCAGACAACCCUGAUCGGCCCAACUCCUUUGUCAUCAUUACGGCCAACCGUGUGAUCCACUGUAACAGUGACACACCAGAGGAGAUGCAUCACUGGAUCAGUCUGCUACAGAAACCCAAAGGAGACGCCAGGAUAGAUGGGCAGGAGUUCCUUGUUAGAGGCUGGCUCCAAAAGGAGAUGAAGACGAAUGCUAAGAGCACCUCCCUGAAGCUGAAGAAGCGCUGGUUUGUUUUGACCCACAGCUCCCUGGAUUACUACAAGAGCUCGGAGCGAAAUUCCUCCAAGAUGGGAACUCUGGUCCUCAACUCCCUCUGCUCCAUCAUUCAGCCGGAUGAACGAGUGCACAGGGAGACAGGUUACUGGAACAUCACCGUGUAUGGGAGGAAGCAUUCCUACCGCCUCUAUACCAAGAUGCUGAACGAGGCCAUGAGGUGGACAGCUGCCAUACAGGGAGUCAUAGACAGCAAGACACCCAUAGAAACUCCAACUCUGCAGCUCAUCAGAGACAUCAAGGAGAACAGUGUAAACCCAGACAUCGUGGAGCAAAUGUACAGGAGGAACCCCAUCCUCAGAUACACUCAGCAUCCUCUGCACUCCCCUCUACUGCCGCUCCCUUAUGGAGAGGUCAACAGCCUACAAAGGCAGCAGGGCUAUGCCAGUCUGCAGGAUGAGGCUGUGCGAGUCUUCAACUCACUGCAGGAGAUGGAGACCCUGGCAGACACAGUGCCCAUCAUCCAGGGCAUCCUGCAGACCUGCCAGGACCUGCGCCCUCUCAGGGAUGAGGUAUACUCUCAGGUGAUCAAGCAGACCAAUCAUGUGCCUCAGCCUAACAGCCCAGCUAAUCGAGCACACUGGCAUCUGCUCACCUGCAUGAGCUGCACCUUCCUACCCAGUCGAGCCAUCCUCAGAUACCUCCGCUUCCACCUCAAGAGGGUACGUGAGCGCUUUCCCGGCACAGAUAUCGAGCGCUACGCCAGUUUCAUUGGGGAAUCCCUAAAGAAGACCAAGACUCGUGAGUUCGUUCCCUCUCAGGAGGAGAUCGCCGCCCUGCUGGUGAGGCAGGAGAUGAGCACCACCGUCUACUGCCAUGGGGGAGGCUCCUGCAAGAUCUCCAUCAAUUCGCACACCACAGCCGGAGAGGUUGUGGAGAAGUUGAUCAGAGGUUUGGCCAUGGAGGAGAGCAAGAACCUGUUUUCUCUGUUCGAACACAACGCCUUCACAGACCGAGCUCUGGAGAGCAGAGUGAUUGUGGCAGAUGUUCUGGCCAAGUUUGAAAGACUGGCAGGUAGCGAAGAAGAGGAGGAGGAAGGUGAAUGGAAACUCUACUUCAAGCUCUACUGCUUCUUGGAUGUGGAGAGCAUGCCAAAAGAAGGAGUAGAGUUUGCUUUCAUGUUUGAGCAGGCCCACGAGUCUCUGAUAAGUGGUCACUUCCCGGCCUCAGAGGAGACUUUGCAGCACCUGGCCGCUUUACGUCUCCAGUAUCUCCAUGGUGACGAGGCGGGUCGUGCCGGGUGGAGCCUGGGAACCGUUUAUCCAAUCGGACGUCUCCGCAAUCGCAUCCUUCACUCCACCAAACCAGGCGUGGGGGCGGCAAGUGGAGCCGGAGGAGCAGGAGGGGGAGGACCAGGAGAUGGGAAGGGCACGGUGGGAGGACCGGGAGGUAUCCCGGUCGCGGCAGAGAAACGAAAGACCCCGAGCUUCCUGGAUGGCACCUUGAGGAGAAGCUUCAAGACUGGUUCACUGAAGAAGCAGAAGGUGGAGGAAGAGCAGAUGCUGGAGAUGUGGGUGAAGGAGGAAACGUCUGCUACACGGACUAGUGUUCUGGAGAAGUGGACCCGGCUACAGGGCAUGCCUCAGCAUCAGGCCAUGCUUAAAUACAUGAGCAUCAUCAAGGAGUGGCCUGGAUACGGAUCCACUCUGUUUGAUGUGGAGUGUAAAGAGGGUGGUUUCCCUCAUGAUCUGUGGCUGAGUGUGAGUGCUGACAACGUGUCAGUGUAUAAACGAGGUGAACCUAAGCCACUGGAGACCUUCCAGUACGAACACAUCACGUUCUUUGGGGCUUCACAGCCGUGCACCUACAAGAUCAUCGUGGAUGAGAGGGAGAUGUUCUUUGAGACACCACUGAAGUUCUUGUUGGGUGGUCGAAUAGCUUCCCCCUGCCACGCCACCUUCCCAUCUCGGAUUGAGGGAGGCUGUGUCUGUAACUGUGGCCAUUCAGAGACGAAGGCUAUAAACACAUUAGAUAUUCCAGUGGUUGGGGCAGGAUCCCAAGCAUGCAUGAGGGCCUACAUUAACAUGGAUGUGAAGAAGCGCUGCCAGCAUCCCAUGUCCAGUGACCAGGCAUCACCAGUUCCUGGCGUCAGGUGA
Molecule: messenger RNA, 6477 nt
Organism: Morone saxatilis (striped sea-bass)
Lineage: Eukaryota; Metazoa; Chordata; Actinopteri; Moronidae
Gene: myo10l1
Product: myosin X, like 1
Exons: 44
Coding region: 1-6477 (2158 amino acids)
Biological process (GO): signal transduction
Cellular component (GO): cytoskeleton; myosin complex
Molecular function (GO): protein binding; ATP binding; cytoskeletal motor activity
Source: RefSeq, a predicted model, not a curated record